This is a messenger RNA of Spodoptera exigua (beet armyworm), 258 nucleotides long. Lineage: Eukaryota; Metazoa; Arthropoda; Insecta; Lepidoptera; Noctuidae. The record is from the annotation of a GenBank genome assembly.
AUGAUGAAGUUUGUGUUUUUCGCUGUUGUGCUGGCGUGCUGUGCCUACGUGUGCACGGCACAGCAAGGACGUGGUGUGUACUGCGGUCGUCGCCUCUCAGAGAUGCUGGCGACGUUGUGCUGGGGCCCCGAGCUCAACAAGCGAAGCUGGUGGGUGCCGCCGGCGGGCGCGCUGGCUGGCAUGCGCGGCAAGCGCGGCCCCGUCGACGAAUGCUGUGAGAAGUCCUGCACUAUUGAUGAACUAAUGAUGUACUGUUAA